This is a messenger RNA of Meleagris gallopavo (turkey), 5828 nucleotides long. The record is from RefSeq and is a predicted model, not a curated record. Lineage: Eukaryota; Metazoa; Chordata; Aves; Galliformes; Phasianidae.
UCCUUGCCUAUAGUGGGGGGUGGAACUGUAUGAUCUUAAAGGUCCCUUCCAACCUGAACUGUCCUAUGAUUCUCAUUCUGCUAGGCGAUAGGUGGAAGAGUAGACUGUCACUCUUCUUGCUGUAGGUGUGGUGGAAGAUCCCUCCCCCCACUGGGGGGAGGAGAGGAAGGGCUGUGCCAGGCUCGUGGCUCUUCCUGGUGUUGUUUAUAGGCUGCAGCUACUUCCGCUGGCCUCUUAAAAGCGGUGCGAUCAUGGCUGAGCGUGGUCAGCUCCCUCUUUAUGCUAAGCGUUUCUGUUGUAGACUCGGUUACGGUUCGGGGUGUAGGUUAGGACAGCAGGCGGGCGAUACUGGGCCUGGGAGCGGAACGUUCUGCGCUGGAUCAUCAUCAUCAGCAGCAGCAGCUGACGCCGCCGCCGCCCUGGUGCUGUUGCCGCUUGGCAAGAUGCAAAGCCCCGAGUCCUUGCUAGAUAUUGCGGCUCGUAAGGUGGCAGAGAAGUGGCCUUUCCAGCGGGUGGAGGAGCGGUUCGAACGGAUUCCGGAGCCGGUACAGCGCAGGAUCGUCUACUGGUCUUUCCCUCGCAGCGAAAGGGAGAUAUGUAUGUACUCCUCCUUCGACACCGGCGCCGAGGGUUUUACCACCCUUGGGGGUACAGCCGCCAACACCAUGUCCGGUGGGGCCGUGGAUGCCGUCGCUGAUGAGAACCGCCUACCUUUCCGCAGGGGCAUGGCUCUGCUCGAUGGCGGCUGCGUCGAUAAUGUCCUGCAAGUCGGGUUCACCCCCGGUAAUCCGGGUCAUCGCUGCACCCUGGAUCAUAGUAGGGAGGCGAUGUCUCCACCGUGCCUCCCCCACCUCCUCAGGGCCGCUAGUUAGAAAUGAAUCAGUAGAAGGCGCCACACAGGGAUGAGGAUCUGUUCCGUACUCCAAAAUAAAGAAAUAAAAACGAAUGUGAGAUACCAAGAGCGGAUCUGUGGUGCGAGGGAGGAGGAGGAGGCAGCGGGCAGCGGGCGGGGAGCUGCAAACAAAGGCAUUUCUAGGAUAACGGCGAGCCGGAGGGGAGGAGGUCGCAGUGGUCGGGAGGAAUGGGAGGGGGGCGGCUAUGCUCUGAAUAAACAUUUAGGGGUCGGGGGGACUGAUGUGAAGAUACUUGCUUUGGGAAGUGGUGCUUUAUGAAUACGAUGGGAGUGAGGGCUGCUCUUCAUUUAGUAAGAACAAUACUCCCUCUCUUCUCUGCCGCUGCUCACCCGCCGGCGAGUGCCGUCGAUUAAUUCCUCUGUGUCUCCGCUUAAAUGGCCCCGGAGGUGGGUGCUCUCUUCCUGUGUGCUGUGGAGGUGGGGGAUUGAAGAACGAACGUGGGAGACUGUAUUCCCAUGUUAAGGGAGAGGUGAAACUUCGACGGAGGAAUCUGCUUUGUGACUGGUGAUGCCCAGCAGAGAAGCCGGCGACAGAACGCUGUUCUUAUUUUCAUAUUUAUUUGCGUCUUUUUCUAUUGUCCCCACCCCUGUGAAAGGGGAAGGCAGGCAAAAGAAGCUGCUUAACAUUUUUUUUUUUCUUCACCCACGGUAGAGCGGUUGACGAAGUGGUGGUAGGCAGGGCCGCCCCGGUGCCGUCCCGAGCAGCCUUUUGUUUGUGCUGAGCCCUGUCUGCUCGCGGCCUAUAAACGUGCACCUCUGGAUGGCCAUUUAUUUUCUGAAGGGAAGCUCUGUUGCUGUUCUUAGGCUUGCUGCCGUUCUCUCUUCAGCUUAGGGAGAUUUCAGCUCUGAGGCAAUUCUUUUUUUCUUUUUUAAAAUAAAUUGUUUCAUCUUUUGGAUUUCUCCCCCUUUCCAAAGGCCUGAGGCAUAUCUGUGGUUCCUCUGAACUGGCAAAAACAGAAAUUAAGAACUGUUCUUAAUAAUCAAGCAGUGAGGCUGUCCACUAAUUGUUGAAAGCUGAAUGUUGUCUUAGUGUAAUAAUUAACAUCACUUAAUUUUGAAUCAUUUUUUCCAGAUAAAUUGCUUAAAAAUUCGACUAGCAUCAAACUUAUAAUCACAGUAGUCACGCCUCUUAGGUGUGAGUGUUGAGUUGGGGGGAAGAAACUUCCAAGGGAAGGAAAAAAAUGUAAAGAAUUCAUUAACUGACUGGUACUUAUUACAGCUAUAGAAUGUAAUAUUAAUAUUGCAAGCUGGAAAGCUACCUUCCAUGGGGAGGAGGGUUUAGCUGAAGUGUCAUUAGUAUUGAGCUGCGGAUUUGGUUUUCUAAAGCCCCUCAGUGAAAUAUGAUCAUCGAGAUGCAAUAAAUUUUUUUAGAAGAACAAAGUAAAAUUUCUCAAGUGCAAAGUAAGCUGAAACUCCCUGGACGUGUUUUGAUUCGUAAGUAACUUUUCUGUUUUUUUUCUAGUUCUGUUUUAAUGGUAUUUAUCUUCUGACUCAGAGGUGCUUUUGUCGCCUGUUAUUAAAAAUAAUUAUCACCUCCUUUUUUUUCUUAAAUAUAAACUACAAGUCGGUGGCUGUUUUCAAAGCUAGGAGAAGCCAUUUUUUUUUCAGCAGGAAGAGAAAGCUUUAUGAGACUGUUGCUAACUGCUCUCUAAUUCUGGCUGAAUGCCACCUAUAUAUAUUGUAAUUGGCAACUUUCAUAUCCUCUUAGAGGAUGAUGGUUCCAGUUAAUCAUUUUCUUGUUUGAGUGCCAUCAGUAUAAUGUGAAACACCAUUUUGUUGAUAAAACCACACUGGUUAUUUUACUAGCAAAGCUGGCACAGGUGUUGUGGUGCUAUAGACUGAAAUGUACCUCUUAGCGGACAUGAUGAUCUUUGCUGAUGCAUGCAAUAUAUAUCUAUUAAUGAAACAUGUAGGACACAUGGAUUUAGUUUUCUUAAAAUAUUUAAUGCAAAUAAUACUAAAUUAUGUGACAAAAUCAAGGCAGAAAAAAACUUUAUUUCAAGUCCUGAUUACUAAGUGUGGAAAAACUUAAGUCAAUUCAUUCUUUUUUUUCUAGUCUUUAAAAAUAACAAAUCUGGAUUUCAUAAAAAAGAAAACAUUCCAACAUGUGGAAAUUUUACAUGGUCUUUCCAUGUAAUUAUAAAUAGUAUAAUAAAUCUGUAAUAAAACAGCUCUAGAACUUAGUUUUCUUUUAAAACAAAUCAUUUUCUCUUUAAAAGUUGUAAUGGAAAGUAAUUUACCAAAAAAAUUUUUCUUUUUUUAUAGAUAAGCUUUAUAUUGGAUUGACCUAACAAAAUUUGUCAUUGUUUUAGGUCAGUUUCCAUGUUUCUCAUGUUUCAUUUUUUUCCCUUAACUUCAAGGCUUUCCUCGCUUCCAAGAGAACAAUUAUUUUCAUUUUCAAAGCUUGCUUUCAAUUUAAGGAAGCAUUCCAUCUCUGCAUACAAUCAGAUGUUUUGGUAAUAUGGCAAUUCUUGAAUUUGAGUUAGUUGUCAUACCAGCAACUGAUGCUUUCUCUCUGUACUUUCAGAGAUCAAAACCAAAAUUUUUGUGAGAGAGUAGGCUGAAGCUAUUAAAAUGUCAACAUUGGACAAAUUGAUUUUCCUUAAAAACCGAUAGCUAGUUGCUGUAUUUUACCACAGCAUUUGCUUUUUUUUUUUUAAUCUGUUAAAAUGGAACCCUUAUGUUAUACUCUGAAGUUCUAAUUUGAAGAAAAACAAACAAAAACCCACUUCUUAGUAUAUUAAUCCAUAUAGCAGUUUUACUAGUGAAGGUUAAAAUAUGUUGGGUGGUGUGCUUUAAGAUCUGUCUGUUUGGGUUUUAUUUUAAUGUCACCUGCUGUCUUAGUAAUCUAACUAUGUAAAGGCACAUCCUGGAGUUCUGUAGUGAUGUAGCAAAAUAUUGCCACAAAACUAAGGUAGUGUAGGAAUACAGCUGAUGCCCCUAACUUCUUAUCUUUAGCUAGUUUUCUUUGGGGAUUAGGUAGGAGAAUUUACUGCAUCUUGAAAAAGAAAAGGAGAGGGGGGAAGAAAGAACCAAACUAUUUUAAGUAACAAAAGCUAUCCUAAUCUUUAAAUAUUCUUGUCUGUAACAGUUUGACAGCAUGUGAAUACUUGAGAACUGUACAAUAAACUACACUUGUUCUCCCAUAACUUCCUUUUUUUUCCUCUUCAUUCACUAUCUAAAGCUACCUAUGUAAAAUACUUUUCUCAGCUGGAUAUGUAUGCAGCUGUCAACGUGGCUUCACAACCUUCUGUGACCUGGAUCACUAGUGAUGUUGGCUAGUGCUCUGUGCUGGUUUCUGUUUUCUAUCUUCCUGUGUAGCAAUUACCAUGAACUAUGUGACACCCUUGCAAUGCAUUAGUGUGCUGGCUUGUGACAGGGAGACAGUCAUAUGCAUUCAGUUUUCAUCGCCUUUGUUCCUACUAUUAAAGACCAGGAUGUGUAGAAAACCUGUCAUGUAAGUCACUGUCUUUAAAAUAGCUUUUUCUGACUUAAUUCUGUAAACAAACUGGAGGCAUGUAUCCUUCAAAUAGUAAAUAAAGUGAAGAGCAUUUCUUGGUGGUUAAGUCAGAACUGAUCAACAGGAAUGCUGUAUGAGCUUAGUGGCAUCACAAAAGAUGAUUUCUGAUUUGCUACAAUUCAGCGUAGAUUGAAGUAUCUCCCAUGGUAGGCUUUUUACUUACACUUCAUUAAAGCUUUCUGAAAAAUGGAAAAAAAAACAGUGUGAAAGUUAAUCAUGUAUAUAUUUUAAUUGUUAUGUGUGCCAUCACAUGCCUUAAAAAGAAGGAAAGAUGACCUUAAUCUUUUCCAUUUUUUUUUUUCUCCCUUUCUACUCCUUGUUGCACUUGAGUAUGCUUGACAGUCUUGAAAUAUCUGGGAAGUUUGGCUUUGGAAAUGCAUGGGCAAUAGCUGAGAUCAGAUGUUAAUUGGAAGGAUGCAAGCAAAGCCUGUCAGUAAAUUUAAAAUCAUACUAGUAGAGCUAAUUGGUCCAAUAAAUUAGAAGCUCAAUAACUGCAUUGAUGUACUAAGAAUUUAGGUUACUUACCUUUUGUCCUGCUUGAUUUAACAAUCUAGCUGUUCACAAGUAAUUUUUUCAUCGUUAAUUGCUGUCUAACCUCCAAUAUGUUAUGUGACUGUCUGAAAAAUAAAGUGGGGGCAAAUGAUAUAAUGCCUACUUUGGUAAAGAUUUCUUCCUUUUGUCUCUUUAUUGUCUAUUUUAUUUGGCCGAAAGUUAAUUGUAUUCAAAUGAUCAUUUUAAAGGCAGGGAAAAUAAAAUGUUGCAUAACUAUAUGAUUUCUAAGAAAUGAGACACUUCAUACACACAUCAAGUUUCAAGUUUUGCUUGGAUCAUCUUGAGUGAGAUCACAUGGCAUGUGUGGGACAUCUAGGGGAUAAGGCUCAGCCAUCAUGGGUUCACAAAAGGCAGGUCCUGUUCGACCAACCUGAUCUUCUAUGAUUGAGUGACCCACCUGGUGGAUGAGGGAAAGAUUGUUGGUGUAGUCUACCUAGGCUUCAGCAAAGCCUUCAAUACUGUCUCCCACAGUAUUCUCCUGGAGAAACUGGUAGUCUGAGGCUUGGACAGAUACACUCUUUGCUGGGUAAAGAACUGGUGGGAGGAGUGGGCCCAGAGAGUGGUGGUGAAUGGUGUUAAAUCCAGCUGGUGAAUGGUAACAAGUGGUGUUCCCCAGGGGUCAGUACUGGGGUCUGUCCUGUUCACUAUCUUUAUUGGAUGAGGGCGUUGAGUGCACUCUCAGUAGGUGUGCAGAUGACACCAAGUUGGGAGAAAGUAUUGAUCUGCCUGGGAGUAGGAAGGCCCUACAGAGGGAUCUAGGUAGGCUGGAUUGCUGGACUGAGGCCAAUGGGAUGAAGUUCAACAAGACCAAGUGCCAGAUCCUGCAACACUACAGGCUUGGGG